This is a messenger RNA of Stylonychia lemnae, 1218 nucleotides long. The record is from the annotation of a GenBank genome assembly. Lineage: Eukaryota; Ciliophora; Spirotrichea; Sporadotrichida; Oxytrichidae.
AUGGCAUCAUAAGAAUUUGCUGAGCUUGUAAAAAGAGAAGUGCUUGAACUUUACUUGCAGAGAUGCGCAGCUAGUGAAAUCACUCCUCACCGUGCAUUUGAAAAGUACCUGGAGGAGACUUCAGAGGAAAAUGAUGCUUUGGAGAUCGUUAUCUAGGGAAAUGAUAAGCUUAACUUCGGCAGCAGAGUCAAUGAUCAGGCGUUAAUUGCUAUCUGCUCAACUCUUGAAAACUAUGCUAUUUACAUUGAAGAUAUUGAUCUUAGAUACAACGAGAUAACAGAUAUUGGAGCCAAAGCAUUGGGAGAUCUUAUUUGUAAAUCACCUAGACUUUUGGGUUUAAAUCUUCAAGGCAACAAGAUAAAAUCCGAGGGAGCACAGUACUUAGCUGAGUCCCUUAAGGAGUGCACCAGUCUAUAGUAUUUGAACUUGAACUUGAAUAAAAUCAAGACUAAUGGAGCAAUGAUGGUAACUGAGUUGCUAUUCACUCACGACAAACUGCUAUCUUUGAAUCUAGGAAACAAUAAGAUUGAUCAUGAUGGUAUCAUUGGUAUUUUGAGUGUGCUCAACUCUUCAAACUACACUCUUGAAGAGCUUAACAUUGAAAACCCAGUCUACAAAACCAUUUGCCAGUCAGUAGCUAUUCACUUUGGCAAGAUGUUCCAAAAUAACGUAGGACUCUAAAAGCUAUCAGUUAGAAAGCACAAACUUAGAGAUGAUGGAGUCUAUAUAAUUAUGGAGCAUUUACUUGAGAACAAUACUUUGAAGGUUCUUGACUUGAAUGCAAACGAAAUUGCUUUCAAGGGGUGCGAGGCAAUCGCCAAAUAUCUGAAAAGUAGUAACUGUUCACUCGAGUCACUUCACUUAUCUAACAAUAAAUGCUCUGAUUACGGAGCUAAAGCCAUCGCUCAGGCUCUUUCUUAGAAUAAAUCUCUUAUUCAUCUUGACAUGACUUACAACGACAUAAAAGACUAUGGUUUGACAUUUUUCUCUCAAUCAUUGUUCCAUAACUCAACUCUAAUGUCCUUUAAAAUCUUUGGAAAUCACUUUGGCCAAGAAUGCCUUGACCUCUUCUAUAAAUUGUUCCAAACCCCAAGAGAGAACCCAUGGUUCCCAGACUUCGUUGUGUACUAUGUAGACGAUCACUACGAAAUGGCCUACUUAGAGACUAACAUCGAAAGUGAGAGUGAUCUUGGUAUAGACAUCUAUGUAUGCAAAUGA